AUGUUCUCCGCUGUUCGAUCCCGAGCCCUCGGCCGAUGGCGCCCGCCGCCGCACCUUCUCCCGCGCCUCCUCUCCUCCGCCGGCGCCUCGUCGGCCCGGCCGGCGGAGCUUAUCGAGCUCUCGGAGGUGGAGAAGGUGCUGCACGACGUCCGGGCGGGGGACGUGCGUGUGUUCCCCGUCGGCGAGGGCGGGCUCCACGGCGGCGCUUGUGCGGACUACAUGGUCGUCGCCACCGGCCGCUCCGACUGGCACGUCCGCAACAUCGCUCAGGCCAUACUUUACAAGAUAAAGCAGAAACAGAAGGGUUCUAAUCGAAUAUUGAUGCCGAGUGUAGAAGGCCAGCAAGCUGGAAAGUGGGUUGUCAUUGAUUCUGGAAGUAUCAUCAUCCACGCGCUUGAAGAAAGAGCAAGAGAGUACUAUGAUUUGGAAAGUAUUUGGACAAAGGCGGUGUCCCCUAACAUUUCUGUUCAGGAGUUGGAGACCUCACUUGUGAAGACGCGCCGCAGGGACCUGUCACAAAAACCCAUGAAGAGCAUUUGA
Molecule: messenger RNA, 540 nt
Organism: Triticum turgidum subsp. durum (durum wheat)
Lineage: Eukaryota; Viridiplantae; Streptophyta; Magnoliopsida; Poales; Poaceae
Source: the annotation of a GenBank genome assembly